This is a messenger RNA of Carassius auratus (goldfish), 12296 nucleotides long. It is a transcript of the gene rp1l1b, whose product is annotated as rp1 like 1b. Gene Ontology annotation, biological process: axoneme assembly; photoreceptor cell development; intracellular signal transduction. The record is from RefSeq and is a predicted model, not a curated record. Gene Ontology annotation, cellular component: axoneme. The coding region runs from base 136 to 11298 and encodes 3720 amino acids. The transcript is spliced from 4 exons. NCBI's taxonomy places the organism in Eukaryota, Metazoa, Chordata, Actinopteri, Cypriniformes, Cyprinidae.
GGAAGGAGAGGAUGAAUGAGUGUGAUCUGCUAGGCCAGAGAGUAUAGCCCUGCUAUGUUCUCAUGUGGUCCCUUUAUCAUCUGAUUAAACCCAUAGUCAACUGACAUCAACUACAGGCCACUGGAUGAAAUUAAAAUGGCCUCUCACAAGCAAAGCUUUCAAUGCUUUGACACCAUCACAGACGACCCAUCUCUCAAGCCCCCUUUCCCCCAUGGACACAGCUCCUCAGCGUCCUUCAGAGGCUCAUCCGGUUCGACCAGACUGGAGCCGCUGGAGGCUCAUGGAUGCUAUCUCUGUGCUGAUCACCAGCAGGCCAAGGCGAUGGCCUCAGAGGCCACAGGAGCUUACUCGAACCCAUGGUAUCAUUUCCAGACACAUCCACACUCUCAGCAGUAUACAGUCAGGAGGUCCAGUCGACCUGAGGAAGCUCCUGGGCACGUUGAAGAUCACCACCAUCACCAUCCUCACAGGCACUCCAGGAAGAUUGUGCUUGUGAAAAACAGUGACCCGUCUGUCCGGAGGAGCAUCGUGCUGCGCCGCAGGAGCCUGCGCAGUCUGGCGCUCUUCAUGGACGAGGUCUCUGAACUCAUGCAGUGUCUCAUCAGGAAGCUCUACACACUGGAAGGCCACAAGAUUGACAGUGUGCAAAGUCUGCUGCAUUGCCCGAGCAUUUUAGUUUGUGUGGGACGUGAGCCUUUCCACCCACUCCUGUUGGACAACUUCAGGAAGAACUCCUACGACAAACUUCCAAAGCUGAACACAAAGCAACGCUCGAGUGUCUGCAGUGAUGAAAAGGGGACCAGGAAAAAUGUCAACUUUGGACUUGAAACUAAGAGAAGCGUCAUCCAUCCAAGGUGUGAUUCAAGCAACAGAUCAGCAAGACUGUCCGUCUCAUCUGAAAAGUUGUUUCCCAAUGGACUUAACUCUUUACCACCAGGGCACAGAGGUGCUUGUCCUCAUCAAUGUGAAAAUACGAUGGAUGAUGACAUUGAAAAGCGAGUUCUGGUCAACAAAGACGGAAGCCUGUCAAUGGAGAUGAAAGUGCGCUUUCGACUAUUACACAACGAGACAUUGCACUGGUCCACGGAAGUGAAGAAGGCAAAGAGCACUUUUAACGAAUCCCAUAUUGUCCAUGAUGAUGCUCGUUCCCUCUCGCAUGGCAGUGCUGAGAGCUGCUCAGAAGCCGAUUCUCUCGCUGCUGGCGAAGCAGAUGAGGCAUACAGCACCAAACGUUACCAGCGACACUUUGAGGAGCCACAUUGCCAGCACUGCUGUGCUCACUGUCAGAGAUAUGAUAUCUGGAAGAAUCCUGUUCCUCCUGAUCAAGGAUCAGUAAGACACAUCAGAUCUUCAAGCUCAAGUGCGUCCUCGCGGAGAAUAGUAUGCAAAAUGGCAUCUACUGACAGCAUACGCACAAUGUCCAGUGAGGAGUACACAGAGCAUGUAGUGGAAAAGGCAACUUGCAUUCAACGGACCUUUGGGCAGCAGGGUGACUCCACAGUCGAACAAUGUACCAUCAACCAUUGCCGCAGUCGAAGUGAAGUACGCUCAAUGUCGCCUAAAACAAAGAGCACAAGUGUUGUAGAAGACAAGCCUGAGAACGCUCAUGUAUCUGAAAAUGAUGAGAACAGACCUGAUGUCAUAUCUUCUAACCUCCCUAAAGAUCAAUUAAGUGUUCAGAUUACUCAGCCAGUUGAGGAAGAGGAGAGGCCUGUAUCUGUUGUGAGUUCUUCUUCUCAAAUUUUAGCAUUACUGAAGGAAGAUCAAGAUGAUGAAGAUAUUGACCUUCCUAUGAGUACCUCAGGAACAUCUCAUGGGCAACAGGAAGACGAGGAGAGCAAAGAUGCAGAACCAAACCCAUGUUCUACUACAUCCUGUAAAUCUCCUGCAUCUCCGUCACAUUUGUCACCAAGACCACCAAGCAAAGCUUCAUCUUUAGGACAGUCUAAAAGAUCCAGAAAGUUGGUCAGUCCAGAAGUAGAUGAUGAAGAGGGCAGGUCUGAAGCAUCAGCGGCACAUAAAGCAUCAUCCAGACUCAAAUAUUUGGUCACAAAGGACUUAGAAUCUCCAGGGGAUUCUGAAUCAACUGAUCAACUCGAAGACAUUCAACACAGAACUGAUGUGCAAGAGGAAGAAAAAGACGAAAGGGCACUAACGCUGUGUCAUCUAAAUCUAAUAUUUCUGAUACAUCUAGUCAGUCUGAAGAGCCACACUCUGUGUCUGACUGGGUCAUUAGAGGAAAGAAUAGGAGAAAAAGCUUCAAGUAUUAAAUCUGGAACAUCAAACAAGUCUGGAAUCAAAGCGGUGACAAAUGAUGAUCAAACAUUGGAGAGGGCUCCCAGCUCCAUUUCGGUAAAAUCAAAUAUUUCUGCAAGAUCUAAAAUGUCAAUUGAGCUGAGCGAACUUGAAGAUGAAGACAGAGCCCCCAGAAGCAUUUCUGUUCAAUCAGAUGUCUCGCAUAAAUCAAAGUCUGACAUGUCAGAAGCAGCAUCUUUCCAAGGAGAUGAAUCUUUAAAUUCAGUGAAAUUAAACACACCUGAAGCUGAAGCAGCUCUUCAAACAGAGCUACCAGGGGAGAGAUCGCCAAGCUCUGUGUCUUCAAAAUCAAAUAUCUCUUCAAGAUCCAGAGCAUCCAAAAAUGUUGAGGCAGAACAAGAUGAAGCACAGGAAAAAGAGGAUGUUCAGGAAAGAGCAUCAAGUGCUAUUUCUGUAAAGUCUACUAUAUCUGCAAGAUCAAGGAAAUCUGAAACAACACCAAAAUCAGGAGAAGAAAUGAAGGAAAAAGCUCAUAGUGUUAUGUCAGUGAAAUCAAAUGCUUCCUUAAAAUCAAAUAAGUCUAAGAUGGAAGAGGAGGAAAUAGAAAACAGGGCCUCCAGUGCUUUGUCUGUUAAUUCUGAAGUGUCCACAUUGUCAAAAAAAUCGAAUCAGUCCGAUGUAGAGCAAAUGGAGAAAAGACCAUCAAGUGCAAGAUCAGCUAAAUCAAAUAUUUCUGUGAGAUCUAAAGGGUCCAAAAUGUCAGAGGUGGCAGGAGAUGAUGCUCAAUUAUCUGCAGCAGCAUUACAUAUCUCUGAAGCAUCAAAUGAAUGCAGCACAGCACCUGAAGAACCCUGCAUAGGCACAGAGAAGUCACCAGACAAAGAGAAAAGAGCACCAAGUGCAUUGUCAACAAAAUCCAAUAAAUCCAAAAUAUCUGAUAUGGCUGAUGAUGUUGUAGCUGGAGAUGGAGAUGAUUUGAGAUCUGCAAGUGCAAUGUCCUCUAAAUCAAAUGUAUCUGUGAAAUCAGUGGUCUCAGAAUUGGUCACAGAAGAGCCUUUAAAAGCACAGGGCCAAACAGAAGAACGGGCUCAGAGUGCAUUAUCAGCACAAUCCAGUCGGUCAGGAGUGACUGUAAGUGAGGCAGUUGAAGUUGCAGAGGAACGGCCACUAAGUGCCAUGUCAUCUAAAUCCAAUGCUUCUGAAAGAUCAAAGAAAUCCAAUAAUUUAAAAGUGCUAACUGCUUUGCCUCAAGCAGGAGAACACCAAACAGAGGAACGAGCUCAGAGUGCAUUGUCAGCUAGAUCAAGUGUUUCAGCAAUAUCCAAUAAGUCCAAAAUGUUAGAUGUUUUAACUGAUGAGAUUGUUGAUGUGAAAGACCAAGAAGAGAGAGCUUCAAGUGCUUUGUCUGCAAAAUCCAGCAUUUCCGCAAAGUCGAAGAAGUCAAAAGCCUCUGCAACAGACGUCAAAGCUGAUGAUAAAGAGAAAGGAGACAGAGUAACAAGUGCUAUGUCAGCAAGAUCUGAUAUUUCUACCAAAACUAGUAUCUCUGCAAAAUCCAAAGCAUCAAAUGUUUCAGAAAUACCACCAGAAGAGCCCGAUGAUGAAGAAAGUGAAGUAAAAGCACCAAGCAUUACUAAAUCCAGUAUUUCAGUAAGAUCUAAUAAGUCAAAGCAUUCAGGAAUGGGUGUUGAAGAAGAGGUUCUGAACAUAGAGAGACCUCCAAGUUCAAUUUCAGUAAUAUCUGAUGUCACACAUGAUGAAAAUGAAAUUACAAAUGACGGUGAAAUCCAAGAAAGGGCCCCCAGUGUUGCAUCUGCAAAAUCACGUUCCUCUGUAAGAUCCAGAACAUCAAAUGUUUCUGGAAUAAUCAUAUAUGAGCCAGAUAAAGAAAAGGUAGAGAGGGCACCAAGUUCUAGGUCAUUAAAAUCUGAUGCCUCUGGAAGAUCUGAUCCAAAUUACCCUGUCAAUAAAGAAAAGGAAGCAAGAACAGAAAGCGCUUUGUCCUCAAUUUCUGCUAGAUCAAAGAAGUCAGAAGAUUCUGAAAUAAAUAGCAGUGUAGGGCAGAGAGCAUCAAGUACAGCAUCAGUUACAUCUGCAAGAUCUGCAAGAUCUAAAAGGUCAAAUAUUUCAGAAUUAGCUCCUAAAGAAAUUGGAAACACAGAUACUGGAGAUGUCCGAACAUCAAGUGCAAUGUCUGCAAAAUCUUGUUCAUCUGAGAAAUCAAAAUGUUCAGAAAGAACAACAGAGGAAGAUGAAUCAGCAAGUAAAAUGGUAGACAGAACAACCAGCUCGUUGUCUGUGAAGUCAAAUCCAUCCAUAACAUCUGAUGCCACUGUUAAAUCAAGUGCUGUGCCUACUAAAUCAAAUGCUUCUGCAAAAUCCCUCCUCUCAGAAGCUGAAGAGCCUGACAGAAGAUCAACAAGUGUGGCCUCUAAUGCAUCUGCACAAACUAAAAUGUCUAAAGCAGGUGUGAACACAAAAGCAAGCCAUUCACCAAGCAGAUUGUCAGUUAAAUCAAAUGUUUCUACUAGGUCCAAGAAGUCUAAAGUUUCUGAGGGUGAGGACCGUACACACACAAACACUGAAGAUACAGAAUUAAACAGAGAUGAGAGUCCGUUGUCUGAUCACUCAAAAGUAUCUCAAACAGAGAACUCAAAUGAAUGUAUUUGUGGUGCAAUAAACAAACCAUCAAGUCCAGUGGCAUCUUCUGAAAAAAACUUCGACCAUGAAGAGAUACCGACAAGUCCUCUGUCUAAAAAGUCAGCAAAGUCCGAAGUCAGUUCAGUUGGUUCUGCCUAUGAAAGCGUUUUUACACCAACAAGCACCUCCGUUUCUAUUGGGAUUGUUGAAGAUCAUGAGGCUGAUGAUGUUGAGGAAAUAGAUGGAGGUGUUGUUUCAAUUAACUCUGCUUCUUCACUUACUGAAAUAUGUGGUAAAUCUGACCAGUGUUUAUCAGAAUCUCCAGUAGAAAUCACAAAUGAAGCCACACUGACACCAGAGGAAAGACCUAAAAGUUCUGCAUCAGCCAAGUCAAAUGUAUCAGGUAAAUCGAAAUCCAAAAGCUCUCACUGUGGCUCUACAUGUCCUACAGAUACAAUUCAGGAAAGAGAUGAUGUAGCAAGUAAUAAAUCCUCCAAAAUAAAGUAUGUAACGACUUUAUCUGUAAGCAAACCAUCAGCCAACAGUUCAAUGCGGCAGAGCUCUCAAACCCGGGGAAUUCGUCCAUCUAGCAAAGCUUCCAAUGUGUCUGUACACACUGAAAUCAGAGGUCAAGAGAAAGCUGAAAGCCCAGAUGUUACCCAUAAAUCUCAAAGUGUCUGUUCAAAAUGCAGUUCUAAACAAAAGAUAGAAACCAUUUCACAUGCUUCAAGUGCCUCAGCAAUCACAGACUCUGAGAAAUCCAAAACUAAAGAAAGAAGUGAUGCAGAAAUUACUGACAGACCAAAGAGCAAUAAAUCCAGUUCAUCUUCUCGUUUGAAAGUAAAUGGUCAAAAGAAUGAUGUUGAAGCUACAGUUGUUAAUGAAAAAAGCAAUAAAUUAAAAACCAAGUCAACACAGAAAACUGAGGACAAUGCACUCAAGUGUCAUUCAGCGACUUCUGUUGCAUCAGGAAACCAGCUAAGUCCUAACCCACCAAAGUCUCCUAAAAAAUCCAAAAAACCUGUUAUUCUACUUGGCAGCUCUAAUGAUAGCAUGUUAUCACAGAACGUUCCUGCUCCAAAACCAAAAGAAGAAUAUAUUGACCAUUUGAAUGCAGCAGCAGAAAAACCUCAGUCUUGUAGAUCAGAUACAAAUGUCAGUGAAAUUAAAAGUGAAAAAAGUAGCAAAUGUAGAAAAAGAAUUGGAAGUGGCUCUUCUUGCCACAAGAUGGAUGGUGAUAUGUCUGAGCUGAGUCCUUCUUCCUUGCCAAAUGCUUCUCCAACUGAAGUGGUGAAUGAAUGGCUGAAGAAAAUCCCAUCAGACACCACCUUGUGUGAUUUGGGCGACGAAUUCCAUGACAAUUAUGAUUCGAUAGAGCCACUUUGCACAUUACAUUUGCCAUCAGGAGAUGAUAAUGAUCAUGGAAGUUUGCCGCCAAGUGAUGUUACCAAGAUUGAAACGCAAAAUGAAAUGGAAGAUACUAAGGUGGCGAAUACAGAAGGGGCUACUGACAAAAAAUCUCCUGCAUUGUCUGAGGGUGAUCACUCUCAGAGAAGGGAUGAACCAAAGAUGUUUGAUUCUUCGGUUCUAGUGAUGAAAGUCUUGUUGAGCCCCAAACUCGACCGAUGCAAUAGCCUACCAGAGGUAUCUUCUGUAUAUGGACGUAAGCUCAGUGCAUCAGCGCAAGGUCUUCUGGAUUGUUUGGCAAAUCUUCAGUUGUUAGACUUUGGUCCUAGCGCUGAAGAUGGUAAAAAGGAAAAAUACCGGGAGCUCAUGAGCAUGCUCAAGUCUCUUUGGCUUUGUGACCCAAAAGACAGUGAGAAACCAUCUGGGCAAAGAAACAAGUGUCUGGAUGAGGAAUUCAAAGCCAGGUCAUCCUCAGGGGUAGAUGUUAACAGUGGCUCAACAGGUUCAGGGAAAAGUAGUGUCAAUGAUGGCACCCAAGCACAAAUCAACACAGAAUGUGAAGUCCUGGAAACCCUAACAAAGGUACAGGAAGUUGAUGAAACAGUAGAAGGGGAAGCUUCAGAAACGCCAGGAUCAAAACAGGAUUCAGCCACUCCAGAUAGAGCAAAUCAAGCUCAGUUAACCCCAGAGACAAAGGACACAGAUGAAGGAAAGCUAAAAGAUGAUGUCCCAAGCUCUGAAGAGACAAUCAGGAGUAAUGAUAGUCCAAGGGAACUCAUUGAAACACCUCUUUCCUCAAACAAGAGUUCUGGGAAUAAUCCCAAAAAAGAGGACACUGAAUCAGACCAACAAGAGGACACAAGUUCAGGCAGUGCUCCAAAACAACAAAGAGGUCAGCUAUCAAAAAGGCUUUCUCAAGAUCCAGAUCCUAUAUGGGUUCUGAAUUUAUUGAACAAAUUAGAAAAGCAAUUUAUGACACAUUAUGUUAACGCAAUGGCUGAGUUCAAAGUCCGUUGGAAUCUGGAUGACAACGAGCAACUUGAUGCAAUGAUAUGCGAAUUGCAAGAUGAAGUUCGCAGACGGAUACAGUCGAGUAUAGACAGGGAGCUGAGGAAAAUCCAAGGCAGAGCUGGAAAACCAAGACCACCAAAAGACACAAUGUCACGUGAAUCUACCAUUCAAACAGAGCAAAGGCGAAGACGUCUGAAAGUGAUGCGCGACCAAUCAAUUGAUCCUCAACCUGCUAUAAGUGACGAUGAUUACACAAUGACAGGAACCGAUUUCAGCGAUCAGCGAAGUGAUGAUGAAUAUUGUCCUUGUGACACAUGCUUGAAAAAGAAAAUGGCAUCCAAGCAUGUGUUACCUGUGGAAAUGCUUAAUUCUGCCCCUAUGAUGAUGGAUUUUGAUUUACGGAGAAUUCUUCAGAUGAAGAAAUCGGCCCCAAACAAUGAAAAGAUUGAGGAGACUGCCAAUGAACAAGCAAGUGAGAUAGAAGUAGAAAAUGCAGGGCUUGAGGCUGUCAAAGAGGAGGAUGAGAAAGAUGGGGCAGAUAAAGAAAUUCUUGCUUCCAGUGCUCAAGAAAUUGAAGAUGAAAAACAAGAAUGUGAGGAGGAUGAAGAAGACGACACACCCAGACAUUUAAAGAAAGAUGUGGAUGAAUUUGCACAAGAUGAAGAGCAAGAAAAGCCUGAGACUGAUUCUGAAUUAAUGACUGUCAAAGAAAGUACAAGCAGUUUUAAGAUGAAUGAAUUAGAUGAAGUUGUGGCAAAUUAUGACAUUGGUGAAUCUGAUGAUAUAAUGCAAAUUGAAGCAGCAAAGGCGGAAGCAUCUGAAGAACUCACUGAGGAAGAAUCAGAACAGCAGGACAAGACAGCCAAUGACGAAACUGCUGAAGAUGGGAAAAACUCGGGAACAGAAUCUGUUGAAGAGGGUGAGACCACUGCUGAAGCAGUAGCUGCUGGAGAGAAUGAAAUACCUGGUUGUGACACUGCAGAAGAAGGUGAUACAGCUGAGGGUCAGACAGCAGAUGGACAAAUGGCUGAAUAUAAAACUUUAAGAGAUGGUGAGGCAGCAGAAGAUGAAACUGCAGAAGAUGGACAAACUUCUGAAGAUGUAACUGGAGAAGAAUGUGAGACUGUUGAUGAUGACAAUGCAAAAGAACAUGAGAUUGCUGAAAAUGAAAUUCUAGAAGAUGGAAGAUCUCCCGAAUAUGAAACUGGAGAAAAAGGUGAGUCGAUUAAAGACGAGAUUGGAGAAGGACAUGAGACAUCUGAAAAUGAAACUGCAGAAGAGGGAAAAACUGCUGAAGAUGAAACUGGAGAAGAAGGUGAGACCGUUAUUGAAGACAAUGCAGAAGAGCAUGAAGCAGCUGAAAGUGAAACUGCAGAAGAUGGACAAAUAGCUGGAGAUGAAACUGGAGAAGAAGGUGAGACCGUUAAUGAAGAAACUGCAGAAGAGCAUGAAGCAGCUGAAAGUGAAACUGCAGAAGAUGGACAAAUGGCUGGAGAUGAAACUGGAGAAGAAGGUGAGAACGUUAAUGAAGACACUGCAGAGGAGCAUGAAACAGCUGAAAGUGAAACUGCAGAAGAUGGGCAAGCUGCUGAAGAUGAAACUGGAGAAGAAGUUGAGACAGUUAAUGAAGAAACUGCAAAAGAGCAUGAGACAGCUGAAAGUGAAACUGCAGAAUAUGGACAAACUACUGGAGAUGAAACUGGAGAAGAAGGUGAGACAGUUAUUGAAGACACUGCAGAAGUGGAGGAGACAGCUGAAAGUGAAACUGCAGAAGAUGGACAAACUACUGGAGAUGAAACUGGAGAAGAAGUUGAGACAGUUAAUGAAGAAACUGCAAAAGAGCAUGAGACAGCUGAAAGUGAAACUGCAGAAUAUGGACAAACUACUGGAGAUGAAACUGGAGAAGAAGGUGAGACAGUUAAUGAAGAAACUGCAAAAGAGCAUGAGACAGCUGAAAGUGAAACUGCAGAAGAUGGACAAACUACUGGAGAUGAAACUGGAGAAGAGGGUGAGACAGUUAAUAAAGACACUGUGGAAGUGGAGGAGACAGCUGAAAGUGAAACUGCAGAAGAGGGACAAACUGCUGAAGAUGAAACUGGAGAAGAAGUUGAGACCGUUAAUGAAGAAACUGCAGAAGCGCAUGAGACAGCUGAAAGUGAAACUGCAGAAGAUGGACAAACUACUGGAGAUGAAACUGGAGAAGAAGGUGAGACCAUUAAUGAUGAUACUGCAGAAGUGCAUGAAAGAGUUGAAAAUGAAACUGUAGAAGAAUGCCAAACUGAAGAUGAAACUGGAGAAGAAGUUGAGACAAUAAGCAACAACACUACAGAAGAGCACGAGACAGCUGAAAAUGGAGAAACUGAUGAAGAUAAAACUGCAGAAGAAGGUGAGAUGACUGAAGAUAAAACUUUAGAAGAUGGACAAACUGCUGGAACAGAAACUGUUGGAGAGGAUGAAAUAACUGAAGAUGAAACUGCAGGGGAGGCUGAGGCAUCAGCUGAAAAUGCAUCUAUAGAAGGAGAAACUGAGAGCAAUAUAGGUGAUGAUGAAACUGCAGAAAAGAGUGAUACAGCUGAUAACAACACUGUAGAAGAGCAUGAGAUGGCUGAGAAUGAAUCUGUAGAAGACGGGCAAGCUGAAACUGCAAGAGAGAGUGAUUCAGGUGAGGAGGAUACCACAAAAGAGAGUGAAACAGCUGCGGAUGAAAUGGCAGAAAAUGGCCAAACUGCUGAAGCAAGAGAGGGUGAGACAGAUGAUGAUGAACCAGCAGAAGAUGAGCAGAAUGCUGAAGAGAGUGAGACAGUUGAAGAGAGGGAUACUGCAGUGGGGACAUCGGUUGAAGAAAGAGGAACUGAUGAAAAUGAAGACGAUACAGAUGAUGCAGGAACUGCAGGAGGUUUGACAGCUGAGGAAAAUGAGACUUCUGAAGUAGAAACAGCAAAUGAGAAGACCACUGAAGAUGAAACUGAGAUGUCUGAAAAGGAAGCUACUGUUGAAGAUAGCAACACGGCUGAAGACAAGAAUGCUGUGGUAGAGUUGGCAGAGCAAACUCCUGUUCAUGAGAUGGACAAGGGUCAGUCAAAUGAUGAGGAAGACAUAGAAACUGUCAGUUGUGAGGCAUCAGAGGAUAAUGUUCUUUCUAACAUUGAGGACACUGAGAGUCAUGUCUUGACUAACCUUGAGGUAACUGAAGAUGAAACACCCCUUAAGAACAAUGGUGACAUUGUUUUAGAUAGUGUUGACGAUAAAGGUGAAGAAAGUGGUAAAGAAGACGAUGAUGUGGAGGUAAUUGCAAGCAAAACUGGUUAUGUGGGCAACACUGGUGAAUCAGCUGAAGCUGGUGAUGAAGCUGAGGAUGACACAGAGCCAGAUGAAGGGGAGCAUAAUAGAAACACACUACCUUUACAGCCUCUGUUACAGCCAAAACCAAAAGAUGACAAACCAAAUGGGGCAGCUUCAUUUAAUAUUUUGGUAACGCACAAUUCAGAAUUUGAAGAUGGUGCCGAUGCUGAUGUAGAAGACUCAGAAACAGAAGAACACAACCAAGUCAGAGAUUUGAGUUCUGAGUCAGAGACCAAGCCACAGAGGAAAACUGCCCAUAAAACCUUCAAGAUGCUCAUUCACUCUCUGAACUUCCUCAAACUCUCAGCCGCUGGACUACCAAAGAGCAAGGAAGAGGAUAAUGAACAUGAGGUUGAAGAUGAAGAGAUCCCAGAGGACGGCAGUGAUGAUGCAGAAGAGAGUUCCUGUGUGGAGAAAGAAGAGGUGGAACAGAAUGGAAAGGAGAAGGCCAAACUCUCAGAUAUUACAGAGGACACAUCAGAAGGUGAUGAUGACCAGACAAAUGAGACUAGUGAUGAUUCAGAGGACCGUGACUGGGAAUCGUCCGGAAAUUCCUUGCAAAAGCAGAUAACAAAGUCAUCACUGGAAUCUCAGCCAGGUUCCUUUGAGGAAGUUCAGGAGGAACAGGCAAAAAAGGUUUAAAUCAUCUGAAAGCCAACUGGUAGGAUUCUACUUCAGCAUAAAAGAAAAGAACCAAAGAUGCUCUUUAGCUUGUAAAAAUGUUUCCAGAGGGGUUAUUUCUCUAGUAUCCUUAGACCUUAUAAUAAUUAUACGUUUUUAAUAGCCCUUUUAAUUCUUUAUUUUAUUUACCAAAGAGUAACAUAUAAUGCACUUUACUUAUUAUUCACUUAUGAUUCCAUUAUAUAUGCAGAUUAUAUAUGCAAAAGCACAGCAUUACUGCUCGGGUACUGUAAAAAGGGAACUGCUGAAACUUGAACAGCACAUUAAGCUCUUCUGACUUGAUGGAAGGAAAACUGUUUAGAAAUUUAGUAUAUUUAUGUCAGAACAACAUAUUUAAUAGCAGUUAUUUAUAUAAUUCACUCAGUUGUAAGCCUUAGCCAUUGGAUGGACUGUUGACACUGGUUAAUUAUGUAUUACUGAAUCAUACUGUAUAUGUAUGUACUGAUAUAGAAAUGUUCCACAGUGUAAAUUAAGAAUCACACAUCAUAGUGACAUGUAAUGGAAAUCACGGGGCAUAAACUGUGAGAUUAUGAGAAUGAAUGUAUAAGAAUCUAAUUUACUUGUAGGUUGCUUGUGGGAAAGCACACCUUUAAAAACAUUUUUUUGUUAACCCUGCUAAAACUGACUUAGUCAGAAUAUGUACACUAAUGCUUACUUUUAAAGUAAAUGCACGGAAUGCGGAUGUAUAUGAUUGACAUCACCAGAAAUCACCAAUAUACAGCAUAUUGUGUAUGAUAAGGAUUGAGGUGCACACAUUAAGCCAUGCCUUAGAUGUUUUGCCACAUAAAGGACUGUACAUCUAUUGGACUGUAUUGUCUGUGUUUUGUUCACACAAAACUCUAAUGUCAAAUGAUGCAGAUUAUACAAAUGAGUUAACUACAUUGCAGUUUCUUUUCUGCUGGUCAAGCGCUUAAUGGUUAACUUAAAUACAAUAAAUUCCUUGUUACUUGAAUGUACUU